UCAUUGAUAACCUUAAAAUUUUAUUAUGCCAAUAUGAAUAAAAAUAUUUGUGUGAAUUGCCACAAUAAUAAGCCUGUUAAUUUAACUAAUAACCGGCUGGUGACUGAAAGUUGUGGUCAUGUCAAAUGUAUGGAUUGUCUUCUAUAUGAGAAAUCUGGAUGUAAAGCUUGUGCCAAGUUGAUUAAGUCUAAAAGUGAACUUCUUGAAAAAAACAUAGAGGAAGAUAGAGAGGAUGAUGUUAACGCUGAUCAAAUAGACGACCCUGUAACAUUGAAGAAUUCUAAUGCCGACCAUUUGACACCUUGUGAAGGAUUAUUGAAGAAAAAGAAACCAGAAACAUCACAUAUUAAAGUGGAAACAGAUGCAAAUGGGAGAUGUUAUUACUGUACAGAAUGCAAGAAGAGGUUCCAUGCUCGCAGUCAGGUGGCCUACCAUGCAUACUGCAACGGGCAACUCAAGCCUUACCAAUGCCCUGAAUGUAAUAAGAGUUUUGCUACACACUCACACUUCAAGUAUCAUAUGCGUGUACACCGGAAUGAGCGCACGUAUGCGUGCGACGUCUGCGGUGACAGCUUCUUUCAAAUGUCCAAGCUGCAGCGGCACAAGCUGAAGCACACUAGAGAGAAGAACUACGUGUGUCCUCAGUGCGAUAAAGCAUUCAACAACGUGACGUCACUGCGGAAGCACGGUCUCACGCAUACCGAGGAGCGGCCGUUCUCGUGCAAGAUCUGCAACCGACGCUUCCGUGACGGCUCUAACUACAGGAAACAUGUCGCUAAGCAUGACGGUAUGGGGGCGGGGCGCGUGGCGGCGGCGCGGCGUGCAUUCCAGUGUCCGCGGUGUCCGCUCGCCUUCCACUCCAACAAGGACAUGCGCCGGCACACCGCCGUACACACGGACUCGAAACCAUUUCGCUGCAAAGUGUGCAAUCGGUCAUUCAGGCGAAAAGACAACUUGGAGCGUCACAUCCGUAAUACGCAUCCCAAUUUUGUGACUUCGAGCGUGGUCGAGUGUGACGAGAGUGCACUGAAGCAGAUCACAAUAGUGAACAAACAGACGAAUGGACAAAGAAACUUGUCAGAUGAGGCCUACCAGAAUAACGAGAAAACGAGGUUGGAGAGUCUCAACCCGUUGCCUCCUCUGCCGAAGGAAAUUAUGCAGAAGCAUAUCAUGGAAAUUAAUGAAAACGUCAGCCAGAACAAUCAGGAAGGUGAACCAGAGGGUAAAAUUAUAGCUAAUAAGUCGCUCAGCGUCAUUUUGGAAGCGAAUUUCGCUCGACAAAGCGUCAUAGUAGGCAAAUGUCCAAUAGAAAGCAAGGUGGCCAGUGUAUAUCAUGAAAGUGAGUAUAUACAUAAAAUGCAUAAAGCUAACUCUAUGGUGAGUCAAAACAAUUGUUUGCUGCCUCCGAUAAAUAGAAACAAGAUUUUAGAACUAGAGUGGAAGACGAAUUCUAACAAUUUGGGACUGGGCGCUCCGCCACGGGAUAGGAAAGAGCUGUACAAGAAGAUAUUGUAUGAGAAACCAGAGAUCGACGGCUGUGAUACCAUAGAGGAGGAUACGAAGGCACAGAGGAGUGCAAGCCCGGAGAUGCACUGGAGGAGAAAAAUGAAGCUUAAUAAUAUUGCUGUUGAUAAUUGAUAUUAAAUUGAAGGCUGAGAUGGGUGGCUAUGUAUUUGAGACAGGUAUUUGUAGUAUAUCGAC
This is a messenger RNA of Achroia grisella, 1701 nucleotides long. Its product is annotated as zinc finger protein 582-like. The transcript has 7 exons. Gene Ontology annotation, cellular component: nucleus. Lineage: Eukaryota; Metazoa; Arthropoda; Insecta; Lepidoptera; Pyralidae. The record is from RefSeq and is a predicted model, not a curated record. Bases 34 to 1638 code for a protein of 534 amino acids.